CUCAGAACUCUUCAGCAUCCAUCCAGUCAACUGAAGUUUGGAGCUGCCGCCGGCUGGUGUUCAUUGUGCUGCUGGUGCGCACACGGAAGAAAACACGGAGGAGGAAAAAUAGUUUCUCGGUCUGGACUGAUGUUUCAAACGACUGCUGGGUCAUAAGGACGGGCAAGAUGUUGCAGAGGUAGAACAUAUUCAACAGUUGGCGUUUACCUUUUGCAUCAGGACAAGUAGAGUACCACUCUUCCUCCUCCCUGUUAAAUGAGCGAUGAAGAAGAUGAUGAUCCAGGCCUCCUGUAGGAAAGGUCUGCAUGUGUGUUUACUCCUGAUGAUGGUGGGAAGACUACAGGAUGUUUCAGGCAGGGUAACAGCACCCGAGCGUCUGGAAGCUCCAGUGGAGAAGCCCUUCACUCUGAUGUGCAGUGUUUCUAGGGAACGAGGGGAGUCUCUGAGGCAGGUGCGUUGGUUGGAUGCCCAGAACCAGACCCUGCUGAGCUACCAACCUGGCAACAGAGACAGUGUGAGUGGACAGCAGUAUGUGGAGCUCGCCCCUUCCCCGAAAGACACCUCGGCUAUUACCAUCCGCAGGGUGGGCUUCCGUGAUGAAGGCUGCUACACCUGCAUCUUUGACAUGCAUCCUUCCGGUUCAAAGCAGGGACAGACUUGCCUCACUGUUACAUCACAAGUCACCGUUGAAAGCAACAAGACAGCAGUGAGUGGCAAGAAGGCCUCCUUCAUGUGCUCCUACGGUUUGCCUGAAAAGGUGCAGCAGAUCAUAUGGAGACACAAUUCUGCACAAGGAGAAUCCACAGAGGUGGCCUCCUUUGCAAAGCGGAGCGACCCCAUGAUAGAGCCUCCAUUCCAGGGGAGAGUCUGGCUGAGUGCCUCCCUGUCCCAAAGUGAGCUCACCAUCCAACCUGUCACCAUCCAGGAUGAGGGCUGCUACACGUGUCUGUACAACACACAUCCUGACGGACCGAAGACCUCCACGGUUUGCCUCGCCAUCUAUGUCCUGCCAAAACCUCAGGUGAGCUACAAGACCACCUCGCCAGGUGUAAUCGAAGCCAAUUGCACCUCAGUGUCACGCCCCCCGACAGAGAUAGUUUGGAACGUGGAGAGGGAUAACAGAACCAUGGGCCCCCCUGUGACGACACAGCUUCCACAGAGCGAUGGGACCACUCUGGUCAUCAGUACACUGACCGUCCAAUCUGGGUUGCUGAAAGACGUGUCCAUCAAAUGCUUGGUCCACCAUAAAGGGCUUGAGUCACCGAUUGCUGUAUCCAUGAACACUAAAAUUGGGACGGCUCUCACCAUCCUGAUCUCAGUCACUACAGUAGCUGCCCUGUUGGUCAUGUCCCUCUGCUUCUGCCUUUGGAAGUGUUUCUUGCGCAAAGAAGCUGAUUAAUCUCUCAGAUGAGACCAGAGGCUAAAAAGAAGAGGCAGUGCUUCUCAGAGCCAUCCUUGCAGAAUUGUUUCACUGUGUCAUCAUCAUCCUCAUCAUCAUCUUGGUAAGAAGGGGUGAUGUUCUGACACACCUCUAUACAGUAGGAUGUCAAAUACAAUCCUAUUGAGGGACGCCAACAGUACCACGACAUUCAUCUCUGCUCUUCUUCCUCAGCAUCUGACUUUUAUAUAAUCUCCAAGCUGUCUUCACAUGGAAUCAGUGAGGAAAUGUUGAGCGGUCCAUGUUUUUCUUUCUGGCUCUGUAAUUGAUUGAGGUGAUGGACACACUUUUUUGCAACACACAGCAGAGUCACUGUAUGACAAAUUAAAGUACAGUGGUUUUGUUGUUACAACAUAUUGCAUGUCCUCAAAAUACUUUCCUGUUUGUCUUUAACCUGGUCCUUAAAGGAUAAGUCUGGUGAUAUCAUAUGGUUAUUAUUCAACAAAUCCCAUGAAAAGACUAAAACCAACAAUGAAAGUCUAAUAUAGCAUACCCCUGCAGUGUUGUCUAAAAACUAUUAAAAGCACAUUAACGAGCCCCAUGCACCGGUCACCUGAACAUGGGCACUGUAGUUUAUUUUGUAUAAAUCCGCAGCUAUAAAUCGUCCCCAACAAAUGCACUGUUAACUACUCACGGUUUAAGUAACAUUUGCUAAAAACUGCAGUGCCCAGUUAUUGCCCAAUUAUUUGGCCUUUUUAUGUAUUCAUGCCCUGUUUUUUUAAGGAUUCACAUUCUAUUGUUUCCCAACCAAACUAACCAGAAGAACUAACUCUGUGAUAUAUUUGGUAUUUACAUGGGAUUGUAAAAAAAAAAGGAAAAUACAGAAUAUGGCCAGCCUUAUCCUUUAAAUAACAUAGCUAAUUGAAACUAUGAGCUCACCAUUACAGUAAGUUGUUACUUCUUGUACCUCAGCCGAAGCCCUCCAUUACUUCUUUUUAUUGUUAAAGCUGGGUAGGGUCUUCAUUUGUUCAACUAGGGCUACAUACUUAUGUCUUGUUUGUGUAAUAUCUAUUGCAAACCUUUUUUUGUUUUCUGUGUGUGUGUGUGUGUGUGUGUGUGUGUGUGUGUGUUUGUGUAUGCGUGCGUGCGUGCGUGCGUGCAUAUUUGUUAGAGGUUAAAUUCCUUGGUCAGAUAGCUUGAAUCAAUUCCCUGAGGAAGCAACACUGAAACCUUCUUGGUGCCCCUGAAAGGAAUGCGUGUAUUGCUGCCCGUCUACAUCGUAGAGUCCGGAGAGUACAUGUAUGUGAAGAUGGGAGUGUACAGGUUGGGCUGUGGAGAGUUGGCUUAGGGGUUUGAUAGUGGUUAAAAGACCAGAAGAGCCACACUGUGUUCUUGAAAAACAACUAAAACCGCGUCUGCUCAUUUGUAUAUCGCUCUGGAUCAAAGUGGCACAUACGUAAAUGCCUAAAAUAUAAUGUUUGGAGGCUUUUUGGAUAUCAUGUUUGCAUGUGUACAGGCACAUUUAAAAACGUAAGCUUUAUGCUGAAAUAGUCUUGUGUAUCAAAGCAUAUGAUAUGAUACGGCUUCCAUUGGGCACAUCACAUUCCUCACUAGUAAGAGUUUAGGCAGCAUUCCUCUGUCUGUAUAGUUUCACAAUAUCCAUAUGACGUUAAAUAUGAGCUCAGAGCUUGCAUUAGAAUAAUUCUGAAAUGUGGUUUCAGAACAUUUGCUAAAAAUAAAUUAAAAUGUACCAUAGUAUCCAUUCCUUUACAGAGUCACUA
This is a messenger RNA of Perca flavescens (yellow perch), 3159 nucleotides long. Its product is annotated as OX-2 membrane glycoprotein. Gene Ontology annotation, molecular function: cell-cell adhesion mediator activity. Gene Ontology annotation, cellular component: axon; neuronal cell body; cell surface. The record is from RefSeq and is a predicted model, not a curated record. Gene Ontology annotation, biological process: heterotypic cell-cell adhesion; negative regulation of neuroinflammatory response. The coding region runs from base 263 to 1399 and encodes 378 amino acids. The transcript has 7 exons. NCBI's taxonomy places the organism in Eukaryota, Metazoa, Chordata, Actinopteri, Perciformes, Percidae.